AUGGCGGAUACAAAAGUAUCGACGGCUGGUGAUGAGGACAAAAUGGCAGGUGUAAAACGCCGCCCAUCCACCAUGAAAGAGGCGUGCACUGGUCCAGCAGUGGGUGGUGACCACUCCCAUGUUCUCCACUUGGGCGCAAAAACGGAGUCGUCCUCGGAUAACCUGCCCGAACCGGAGCGCGAACAUCCCUACAAACAGGCUGAGGAGGUUGGCCCGGGCUACAGGGUUCAAGACAUUGAUGGAUGUGGACAUGGACGCUGUGUGAACAAAGAUGAAGGCUCUACCUGCUCGCCUGGAGGGACUGGACAGAACUGCAAGCAAGCCACAGGAGGCUUUGCCGUGAAGGCACAGCCGUCUGGAUUUGUUGCCCAGGGUUUGCGAGAUGACGUCUACGGGAACAAGACGUACACAGCCAGUACCAGACAGGAAAGUAGCAUUGAACAGGAUGGAAUGAAUGUCGCCCUGGGGAAGACAGCGUUCCAAACAAGCAGCCGUCCGGACGGGGCUGCGAGUCUUGCCGUAGACGGAAACACCGAUACCCACUACCACCAUGGUUCCUGUACACACACUAAAGGUUUCCCGGGGGAGGCUAACCCGAGCUGGUGGGUGGAUCUUGGGCAAUCGUAUGUGAUUGACAGAGUGGUCAUCUUCAACCGCCAGGACUGUUGCUCCAAACGACUCAACCCCUUCAACAUCCACAUCGGGGAUUCCGACCAGGUCAGCGCGAACCCCAAGUGUGGAGGUAAUCAUCAAAUGAACCUGAACCAGCCGUCCAUUUCCGUCUCCUGUCAGGGGAUGAAGGGUCGCUAUGUGGGCGUCCGUCUUCCCGGACCUUACCGAAUACUGACCCUGUGUGAAGUCCAAGUAUUCUCUGAUGAAAGGCAUUUCGAUGGUUGUAAUGCGUGUUCCUGGGGAUGGUUAACACGGCACUCGUCAUGGGUUGUGGGGUCCACUGGCACACCGUGGGUCAAGAAUGGAGUGACAUAUGAUGCCGCAAAGGCCUUGGAUGGCGAUAUUGGAACCUACUGGAACCCUCAAGGUACCGACGAAAACCACAACUGGUACAUCGCAUUCGAUCUCACAGUGCCCCAAACUCUGACCCGCAUCGCAGUCAACAACUACGGUGACACCACCCAUGACAUCGCAGCAUUCACGCUGCAAAAGUCGCAGGUUGGGAGUCCGUACAACUGGGAGGAUGUCCUGACCGUUACUAACGUACAAAGAGGGACGUACCGGCGGCAGGAGUUCGGCGGGUUCCGGGGAACAGCGCGGUACUGGAGGUUCCUCAUCACUCGGACCCACUCGGGCUAUCAGCCAUAUCUCACAGAACUGAACCUUUUCAGAAUUUCAUCAGACAUAAACGAGUGUACCCGGAAGCCUUGUCUACAUGGACACUGUGUUAACAAAGAUGGCGGAUACAAAUGUACCUGCUCGCCUGGAUGGACUGGACAAAACUGUCAGCAAGACACAGAUGAGUGUACCAGAAAGCCUUGUCUUCAUGGACACUGUGUGAACAAAGAUGGCGGAUACAAAUGUAUCUGCUUGCCUGGAUGGACUGGGCAGAACUGUCAGCAAGGUGAGAACCCUUCAUGUAAAAGGCUGGAUAUUAUUCUUUGA
Messenger RNA from Branchiostoma floridae (Florida lancelet), 1617 nucleotides. RefSeq lists its product as uncharacterized. The transcript has 8 exons. The coding region runs from base 1 to 1617 and encodes 538 amino acids. Gene Ontology annotation, molecular function: calcium ion binding. The record is from RefSeq and is a predicted model, not a curated record. Lineage: Eukaryota; Metazoa; Chordata; Leptocardii; Amphioxiformes; Branchiostomatidae.